AUGGGCAAGAAGAGCAUCCACUUCGGCGGCGGCAACAUCGGACGUGGCUUCGUUGCCGAGUUCCUGCACGAGUCUGGCUACGAAGUCGUCUUUGUGGAUGUUAUUGACAGCCUCAUCGAGACCCUCCAGAAGACUCCAAGCUACGAGGUCACCGAGAUCGGACCAGAGGGCGAGAAGAAGUUCACAAUCGACAACUUCCGCGCCAUCAACAGCAAGCAUGAGAUGGACAAGGUGAUCCACGAGAUCGCUACUGCGGACACCGUCACCUGCGCCGUCGGCCCCAACAUCCUCAAAUUCAUCGCCGAGCCAAUUGCCAAGGGUAUCGAGGCCCGCAAGGAGAGCAACCCGAUUGCUGUCAUUGCUUGCGAGAACGCCAUUGGAGCCACCGACACUCUCCGCGGCUUCAUCGAGCAGAAGCUGUCCGACGAGACCAAGGCCAACAUCAAGGACAAGGCUCGCUUCGCCAACUCGGCCAUCGACCGUAUUGUGCCACUACAGGACGAAGGCAUGGGCAUGAACGUGAAGAUUGAGAAGUUCUACGAGUGGUGUGUUGAGUCCGCCCCGUUCAAGCCCAGCGAACCACCAGCGAUCAAAGGCGUGCACUACGUUGAGGACCUCCAGCCGUACAUUGAGCGCAAGUUGUACACUGUCAAUACUGGCCACGCCACCGCCGCCUACUACGGCUACAACAAAGGCAAGACGUACAUUCACGAGGUGCUUGAGGACAAGGAGCUGCAUGACAUCGUCCAGAACACUCUCAAGGAGACCGCUCACCUCAUCUGCACGAAGUUCACCCACAUCAGCAAGAGCGAGCAGGAGGAGUACGUUCAGGCCAUCGUCAAGCGUAUCUCCAACCCAGUGCUGAAGGAUGUGGUGGAGCGUGUCGGUCGUGCUCCCCUCCGCAAGCUUUCCCGCAAGGAGCGCUUCAUCGGACCAGCGGCUAUGCUUGCCGAGAACGGCGAGAAGGUGGACUGCCUGAUGGGUGGUGUCGAGAUGGCCCUGCGCUUCCAGAACGUUGAGGGCGACGAGGAGAGCGCGGAGCUGGCCAAGAAGAUGAAGGAGAUGAGCGCGACCGAGGCGACGAAGAGCCUCACUGGGCUGGAGGAGAACCACCCCCUCUUCAAGCGUGUCGAGGAGGCCGUCGCGAAGGUCCAGAAGGAGAAGCUCUUCGGCAACACGCUCGUUCGCUUGAGUCUCCGAGGCCGGCAACCGGAAGUGCAGCCCACGGCGCCUCCGCCACCGAACAUCAACGACCUGGCGGGCAGGGGACCCUGGAGAAGGGCAGCGAGGAUGGCCAUUGACUGGGUUCCUCACCCUGAAGCGCAGAACCUCGCCAAAGCAGAGAAGGGCUUCUACCCCGUCCGCAUACCAGUCGCCCACUGGCAACUCCGACACUACAUCUCCACCCCCGAGCCCGACCUCCUCUACUUCGCCUCGGGUCAUGAUAUAUUUUGCCUGAAUACAAGCACGAAGAAGCGCAAGCACAUCGCUUCAAUCCCCUUCGAAGCACGAUGUACCGCCAGCGGCUUCGGCUACGUCUGUAUCGGCGGCGAGGAGCGCGGACACUUUGCGGCGAUCAAGCUGGACGGAUCAGCUGGGAGAGGAAGCAUGGACGUGGACACAGCUCUGCCUCUGGAUUCGUGGCGGCAGGCACAGCAGCAUACGCAUGAUGGCGGCAGGAGAGCGGCGAGCGUCAAUGUACAGCGGAUCGGGGAGGAUAUAGUGAAUUCGAUCUCGAUACACCGCAUACAGGACGAGGAGGCGCAUCUGGACGACAUUGUGGCGGUCCUGACGAACAACGAUCGGACGGUCAGAGUCUACAGCUUACCUUCGAGCACCGAGACUGCUUGUCUAGAGCUGCCGUUCUUCAUGAACCAUGCUACCGUCAGUCCAGAUGGGCAGACGCUGGUGGCGGUAGGUGAUGUGAAUCUGGCCUACUUCUUUACGAGGGAAAUCGUGCAGCAGCCACCGCAGAUACACAAACCGCACAACAGACUUACGAGCGCGAGCAUCAAGUGGACGUUAACGAAUGUUGUCAGCCUACAUUUCUCGGAGCAGGCGAGCACGAUGUGCUAUUUCACAACCGCCUGGAGCCCGAGCGGGCAACUGGUCGCUGUGGGCUCGGAGGGCGGAUACAUCACAGUCCUUGACAUCGACUUUUUGAAAGACUCGGAUGUUGAUGACAGUGAUGCGGUGGUGGCGGUAGUGCCUGGCUCGAGACCCGAUCUGACCAACCCUCAUCCCGGCGCCAUACGAACAAUGAUGUUUUCGCCUGAGCCUUGGGAUCUACUUGUUUGGGCUGAAGACCAAGGACGGAUAUGCAUCGGCGAUCUGCGAACGGGUCUCAAGAGUCGGCAGGUCAUUAGCUUGGAGCCCAGGGAUGAGAAGCUACGGCGGAUGGCGUACGAAGAUGUGCCGAGCGAGGAUGUCAUGAGCAUGGGCUCGCAUCCUUCUGGGCUGGCUUUGGAUCUGCGAGAGCUUGACGAGCUGGAGCGAGAUUUGAUACGGCGGUAUCGGCAGGGCGAGGAUACUGCGUACGAAUCGCUUGAUGCGCGGAGAAGACAUCGGCAGCAGAGGGUUGACUUGGCGAGCGCGCGAAGCCAGAUGCAGGCUGAACGGGAUGCACGGCAGCAGGCGGCGCUCCUCGACGAUCCACGAGGCCUUACCGCUCGAGAACAGCAGGUCCUUGACAAUUUAAGGACGGCAAGACAGCAGGAGGAGGCACGAUCGCAGAAUGGUGGACAGCCGAGAGGUGUCAACUACACUUCAGCUGACAUGUUUCGAGAUACACCUUCUACACGCUCAGGUGCUACAAGUACUGAGGCUGGCGACCCUUCGACAAGACCGAUCAGUGAGAUUUUGAGCUCGGUGCAAGACUCUUUUCCAGAGCUCUCCAGGACGAAUGCAGCGAGCCCAGGGCCGCGGCCAAGAUCAUCACAUGGUCCUGACACGCCCGAUUCGCUUCCAUCGCUUGAGAGCAUGAGCAAUAGUGGCAGAGGUAGCGGAGCGAGCCAAUGGGCGGCAACGACCAACAGUCUCGUCCGACUCAGCGAUGGCUCACGCUUACCUCGCCGCCGAGCUUCAGUUGUCCUCAGUCCACCCGCUACCGACUCCCCUUCGAGCUCUACCAGCCGUGGCCCCGCUGCCGAUGCCGCCGCGGCCGCUGCUGAAGAAGAUCAGAACCCCUGGCGUACCAUCGAAGAGCACAUGUCGCUUGCCCGCGGUCCGCUGUUCGAGAAUGCUCGCUCACGCUUGCAAGAGGGUGCUGCUCGAGCAUCCCCACCAACCGGCAUCCGCGACUACAGCUCUCCAUCGAGCAUGCGGCCGACAGAAUCUGACCUUCAAACCGAGUUGGCUGCCGAACGCGCUCGGGCUCGCUCUCUCGCACGUCAGCGUGAUCGGCUACGCAGUCUGGGAGACGCACGAGAUUCUGGCCUUGCUGGUGCGACUCUAGGCCCAAAUGCCGGAGCAGCUGCUCGUGCGUUCCCUGGCGGUUUCACUCAAGGCAACGAGAUCUUACUUCGGAGGGUGCAGCUCCAGCAGAUGCAGCAGCUACGGAAUGGGUUUGGGAGGGAGGUCGGUGUGCGGACUGCAGGACUGGCCAUGAGUCCCGAUGGCAGGACGUUGUGGGCUGCUUGUGAAGACGGCAUCUUUGAGGUGGACAUUGGGGUCAAGGCGAGGAUGUUCUGGCCGGCUAUUGAUCCGAGGUGA
This is a messenger RNA of Saxophila tyrrhenica, 3711 nucleotides long. RefSeq lists its product as uncharacterized. Bases 1 to 3711 code for a protein of 1236 amino acids. Gene Ontology annotation, molecular function: mannitol-1-phosphate 5-dehydrogenase activity; protein binding. The record is from RefSeq and is a predicted model, not a curated record. Gene Ontology annotation, cellular component: cytosol. The transcript is spliced from 4 exons. NCBI's taxonomy places the organism in Eukaryota, Fungi, Ascomycota, Dothideomycetes, Mycosphaerellales, Extremaceae. Gene Ontology annotation, biological process: mannitol catabolic process.